Drosophila arizonae is the source of this 706-nucleotide messenger RNA. It is a transcript of the gene Vago, whose product is annotated as vago. Lineage: Eukaryota; Metazoa; Arthropoda; Insecta; Diptera; Drosophilidae. The record is from RefSeq and is a predicted model, not a curated record.
UUGGAAUCAGUUGCGCACUAAACUUUGCAAACGUCGAAACGAAUCAGGCAAACAAAAAUAAUCGAGAAGAAAAAAUGGAAUCUGCUAAAUUGUUGUUAAUAGGAUUCAUCUUCGUAGCCGGCAGCCGGGCAAUGCCGCAGUAUCCAUCUAGUUACCGUUACAGUCAACAGUACUGCCGGGAUACGCUGACAGGCAGGCAGCUGUAUGUGGGAGAAGUGUUUACACGGCCGGGGCAAUGUGUGCGAGUGCAAUGUCUGGGCACACUUCGGAUAUGGGAGGAUACCUGUAAUUUGCCGGUCGGCUUGAAGGGGGACUGUCAUGUGCUGCCGCCCACUGAAACCGAUUCGGUCUAUCCGAAAUGUUGUCCCCUAUACGAAUGCAAAACGUUCACAUCGAAUCCCGAGGGGGAGCUGGAGCAAACGAACACGUAUGAUCAUGCUGGCAAUUUGCGCAAAUCGCAUCUGACCGAGGUGAUUAUCAUAAACAAGGAUCGUCUAGCACCCAAUUUACCAGAGAGGCCAACCGUUCAGCCAACUGUUCGAAAAUAUUCAGUAUGAGCAAGCGUUAUAUAUCUAUAUAUAUACAUAUCUAUGUAUAUAUGCAUAUACAUGUUUAUAGUGUGAAUUUGUAGUGUGAUCAAUUAGGCCUUAGUUAGUCGUUAAAAAUUAUCUGUGUCGCAUUGUAUUGUUACGUAUCUUGAGCAUAA